This is a messenger RNA of Anopheles merus, 1047 nucleotides long. RefSeq names its product NADH-cytochrome b5 reductase-like. The record is from RefSeq and is a predicted model, not a curated record. The transcript has a single exon. Gene Ontology annotation, molecular function: oxidoreductase activity. NCBI's taxonomy places the organism in Eukaryota, Metazoa, Arthropoda, Insecta, Diptera, Culicidae. The coding region runs from base 19 to 1047 and encodes 342 amino acids.
UCGGACCGACAGUGCGAAAUGAGCCAAGAAGACCCGGCCUGCUGUGGCUCCGGCUGUACCAACUGUGUGCUGGACGUGAAACCAUCCAAACACACGCUCCCACCCGAUGUGGUCAACGUGUUCGAUCGAACGUACAAACAAUUCCUGUGCGAGUCCGUUACCCCGGCAGCGGACAAUGUGUUCCGGUUUCGCUUUCGCUACGUUCCGGCUAUCGGUAACGAUCGCGAGCGGCUGAUCGUACCUCCCGGAUGUCAUCUAAUGCUGCGAGCGCUUCGAUCCGUCCUCCACCAGCACAAUCGGAAAUCGGUUCGGAAUCCGGAAGAAAACCCCUUGCUACGUUGGUGGGAAGCGAAUCCCGUCCAGCCCGGGGGAGAGAAGCAUGCAAAACAAUCGCUUCAAAAGCAUGACAAAAGUGAAGAGGAUCGGUACCUUAGCCGGCCCUACACACCGAUUGCCUUCGACCAGGAGCGCGGCACCUUCGAUGUGCUGAUAAAGCUGGAACCGGGCGGUGAAAUGACGAACCAUCUCGUAACGCUGUCGGCCGGAUCGUGCACCGAGUGGAAGGGUGUGUAUGGAGAUUUCGUGUGGACGCGCAAUCGGUACCGCCAUGUGGUCGCUUUCGUGCAGGGCGUUGCCAUAGCGCCGGUGUACAGCACACUGCGAUCGAUUCUCGACGACGAAGGGGACGAGACCCGGCUGACGCUGUGCGCAUGCUUUCGCAACCUUGCCGGUGUGCUGCUCCGGGACGAACUGCGCUCACUGGCCGGCUACUGGAACUUCGCGUACGCCAUCUACCUUUCCCGUCGUACCUGCGCGUGUGCUGCUGCCGGGGUGGAGCGAUGCAAGUGUCUCGCCGCUCGCCUCCGCUACAACGAACCCAUCCACGACCGGCGGCUAGCAGCGGCGGAAAUCGAAAAAUUGCUCCAGCGACCCCUAGCCGAAGGCAAACCUUCGCUGCUGGUGCUACUCUGCGGUACCGAAACAUUCACUAGCUUUAUUAAGUCUACCGUGGAGAAGUUGGAAAUAGAAAAUUGCUACACGUUUUAG